AUGUCUGCCACUUCAGAACCAGAACUGAUCGAAUUAAUGAAUUCUAUAAUGGUUUUUGAUAAUUGCGAACACAUUGAAGAUAGUUACAUAAAUUUGAAAAGUGUUGAAAUUGAUGAUUCCUCAGAUAACGAAAGUGAAAGUACAAGUAAUAUGAAUAUGGUCGACAAUAAUGUGAUCAAUAAACUACAUAUACCAGAAACACCUGAUACAAAUAAAGAAAUACCAAAAGACAUAACCUUUGAUUCGUGGAACGAAGUUGAAGCAUUCUUUUUGGAUUAUGGUGCACGAAAUGGUUUCGCAGUCAACAAAUAUAGGAACAAAAAAUCUAAAACAGGAAUAAUACAAAAUAGAACUUUUUGCUGUGAAUUUUAUGGAACAUACAAGCCUAAAAAAAGUUUGGCAGCAGCCCAAAAUGGAACACAAUGUAAUACAAGAACAAAGAAGCAAAACUGCCCUUGGCAUUGUAAUCUCUUGUUGUGUCAAACUGGAUUUCAAAUCCAAAUUACAACCCUGAAUAAUAGACAUAACCAUGUUCUUGUACCAGAAACCCUAAAAUUUGGACUUAAGUACAGAUCUUUAAACGAAGAAGCUUUGAAAGAAAUUGAAAUAAUGUCCAAACACAGAAACUUAUCAAUUACAUCACAAAAAAAGCUUCUUAAAGUUCAUUUUCUGGAUUUGAAUAUUCAAGAUAAUGAUCUUGCUAAUGCUAUUACUGGACAAUUUCUUUUUCCUGAAGUAGUUAAGGUACUGGAUGAAUAUCUAACCGAGGUAAUCAGCAAUAUGAUUUUAAUAGAAAUAAGCCAGUGUCUUUUUUUAUGUGUGAAAAGGUUCGAACCUACGAAUGAAGAUUUAAUUCGGGAGCAAGAAACAGUUGAAGAAAUCCGGAAUGGAUUUAUAGAAGACCAAUACGAUAAAGUUACGGAAAUACGCAAUGAAAAAAAACAUUACGUUUACUUUGUAGCGGUUGUUAAUCCAAUUUUCUAUUUAUGUUCAUGUUUAAUAAGUAUUAACAAAGGCAUUAUUUGUCGUCAUUAUUUUCGUAUAAUGAUGCAUUCAAGUAUAGCGGCUUUUCACAUAUCAAUGAUACCUAUUCGAUGGUAUAAAGAUUCACAUCAAGAAAAUUUAAUACCAGAAGGAGACAAUUUAAUAUCAUUCGAUUAUGAGAAAAGUAUUUCUGACUCAGACCUGAGUAAUGACACAAUUUUUCUAGCACGAAAACCAGGACUUGCACGAGAAGCUACUUUGCUUGCUGUAGAAAGUGAUGACAAAAAAAAAAGUAAACGAUCUGUAAAUCAACAAACCAUCACAACUAAUCAAGAACAAAACGGCAUAACUAAUCAAGAACAGGAUGGCAUAACCAAUCAAUCUUCAUCUGAGAGUAUAAUUGAACGAGAUAUUGAUCAAGACACUGAAAUGCUGUCAGAAAAUGAAGGAUCGGUCUCUCCUGUUUCUGAAUCUGCGUUAAACUUCACUGACAUUUGA
Molecule: messenger RNA, 1482 nt
Organism: Cetraspora pellucida
Lineage: Eukaryota; Fungi; Glomeromycota; Glomeromycetes; Diversisporales; Gigasporaceae
Source: the annotation of a GenBank genome assembly